Durusdinium trenchii is the source of this 1311-nucleotide messenger RNA. The record is from the annotation of a GenBank genome assembly. Lineage: Eukaryota; Dinophyceae; Suessiales; Symbiodiniaceae.
AUGGCAAGACCACCAGACAAGUACCAAAAGCUCGACACGAUUGGCAAGGGAUCCUGUGGAGUAGUUUCUCGAUACCGGUGCGUGCAGACUGGAAACAUUGUUGCGAUCAAGAAGGUAAGAUUUUCCUACUUGAAUGAUGGAGGGGAAGAACCAGCUGAUCCCGCUCUACAAGAACAGCGGAUGUGUAUGUUUGGUGCAAGUUCCCAGGCGUUGCGGGAAGUUUCUCUCUUGAGGCAACUAGGUGAUCAUCCCGCCAUUGUACCUCUUUUGGAUGUUUUUACUGAGCGUGGGUUGGUCUACAUGGUAUUCACGCAAAUGGAUCGCGAUCUGGGCAAUCAUCUGCAAGAGGUUGGGAGGUUACCUCUUUCAAGUCUGAGACGAUAUGCAUUUCAACUGUUGAGUGGCCUGGCACACUGCCAUUCACGGUGCAUAUCACAUCGGGAUGUUAAGCCUCAAAACAUCUUGAUCAAACUCAAGACAGAUGAAGUCAAGCUUUGUGAUUUCAGCUUGAGUAGACUGGAAGCUACGUAUUCACGAGAGAAGCAGACCCAACGGGUUGCAUCGCUUUGGUAUCGCAGCCCCGAGAUCUUCUUAGGCGCAGAAACAAAAGGCACGCCAGUUGAUCUUUGGUCAGCUGGCUGCGUCAUUGCAGAGAUGGCAACAUCCAAGCCAAUUUUUCCUGCGAGGUGUGAGAUUGGCAUGCUUUUUUGUCAGUUCGACUUGCUUGGAACACCCACAGAGGCCUCUUGGCCUGGGGUGACAGGAUUGCCCUACUGGUCCGAGAAAUUUCCAAACUGCUCAGGACAGGACCUGUCAAUGGUACUGAUCUUAGACACAGUUACAUUGAACUUGCUGGCAGGCAUGCUUUGUUGCAAUCCUUCGCACCGACAUGCUGCAGGGGUCUUGCUUGGCCAUCCGUGCUUUCUUGCUCUUGACAAAACGCCACCACCAAGCAGCAUGGCUCAUGAAAGAGCGGCCAAAGAUGUACAAGACAUCCAAGAUGUGCAAGAUGUGCGAGUGAAGUUGCCAAAUCUCAGGAUGCAGGACAGCACGACGGGUACUGGGAUGGGCCAGAUGGGUACUCAAGUGGGUGCUCAAUUGCAAGUUGACGAGAGUCCAAGAAGGUCGCAUCGGUCACCAUCUGUACAAGAGGAGCUAUCCUUCAGUCGAUUCUUUGGUCAAAAUGACCCGAGCCAGACCCAAAAGCGUCUCAAAGCACAGACAAGCGUUGAAAGAGGUGUGCAGAAUCACUCUGGGCUCCUUGCUGAAGAGUGGAAUCACAACACUCAGGCGCGUUCUGUGCUAUGGUAA